AAAUAAAAAUAUUUUUAUUUCACGGGAGUUGGUCUUCUAAAAAUAUGAAUAAAAAAUCAUAAAAUGUACCGUAAAAAGUUGUAAACGGAAGAAAUAAAAAAAAAAAUGUAAUCAAAACAAAAAUGUUCACAAAAUUACAAAAUAGAUUUUUUUAUCACUUAUCAUAGUAACGAUAUAGCGCGUUUCGCCAGACUCGGUCGGUCUUAUGACGACACCAUAGGAUUGGUACCGUGCAGAAGUGGGAGUGGGUAGGGAUACGCAGGAGGACCAGUUUUCGACAGUACCCAAAACCGGCGCUAGGCAAUCCACAUUCGGCAGUCUUCCUCAGCACAGUAUUAUUGCUUGUCAUCGUACCGUCGCGCGUCGAUUUGUUCCGUUCAGCUACCAACCCUCACACCGAAGUCCAGGCCAUCAUACCACAGCACUGAGAACAGUGACACUGAACACUGACAGCUACAGUCCUCCCGUGCACGCCGCCCACGAUACGUUGUCCAUAAGGUACAAGACAGCCUGCGAGCAAACUUUUCAGUAACUGUUAACAACGCACGUUUGCAGUAAUAUGAAUCCCAACAAUCCUGUAGAAAAAUUUUAUUAUCGAAAUCCUUGUCAAUUUACAAAUAAAUGUAGACCUGAAAAGCCAUCAUAUUCGAAAGACUUUCCUACUUUAACUUCAGACUUUGCCACAAGCAGCAAUCAUCAACAAGAAAAUGGAAAUGUUCAGCAGACAUUGACUAACGAACCCAUUUCAGAUUCAAAUUUAACUGAGAAUGUUGAAAUACAACCACAAAAAUCAAUAAAUAAACUACAAGAACAAGAUCCUAUGAUAUUGACAAGCGAAAAUAAAAAGCUUGUCAGAAAAGUUAAUUCCCUUGAAAACUCAGUGAAUACUCUUCGAAAACAAUUAAAAAGGGAAGAAAAUAAGAAUACUAAUCUUGUUAAUGAUUUUAAUCAUAAACGGUUAUAUGACGAAGAUUACAAAUGCCUUAUUUGUUUGGAAGUAUUUAUAAAGCCUAAAUUGCUGAAUUGCUCGCACAUGUUUUGUGAAUGGUGCAUUGACAAAUGGCUAGUGAACAAUAAUCAGUGUCCAACAUGUCGGGUUACAAUAGAGAGCGUUGCAUACUGUUUAAAUAUGGAUAACUUCAUCAAAAGAAUGGUAGAGCAAAUGCCAAAUAAAGCUAAAAUUGAGUACAAGAAAACAGAAAAAGAGCGAGCUAAGGAUAAACCACAAUGUUUAAAACAGCGUGCUGAACGUGAGCGACAUGACAUAAUAAGAAUUACAUUAAAUGGACGGCCCACUUUAGUCUAAUUAUUAUUUUUUAUUCAUAACAUAUUAUGUAUUAUUUUGAUUAAUUAUUAUUCGUAUACUUGUAAUUAAGUUUUAAUUUGGUUGUAACACGUUAAAAAUAAGAUUUUAAUUGCUUUUAAUUUAACUAAAAAAUUUAAUUAUUAAUUGUAAUUAAUUAUAUUAUACUUUGAUAUGUUCUCUUUAUAUAAUUUGUAAAAGGGUGAAUACCCUUUGAUAUAUACAAUAAAUAAUUAUUUUUUACACUGUGUAAUGUAAUCAAUUUUCUAA
Molecule: messenger RNA, 1573 nt
Organism: Aphis gossypii (cotton aphid)
Lineage: Eukaryota; Metazoa; Arthropoda; Insecta; Hemiptera; Aphididae
Product: E3 ubiquitin-protein ligase RNF8-like
Exons: 8
Coding region: 560-1306 (248 amino acids)
Biological process (GO): protein K48-linked ubiquitination; double-strand break repair; ubiquitin-dependent protein catabolic process
Cellular component (GO): site of double-strand break; nucleus; cytosol
Molecular function (GO): histone binding; ubiquitin protein ligase activity
Source: RefSeq, a predicted model, not a curated record